CUACGUCAGGAGUGUCGUAUCGUCGUCAUCCUUGGCUCCAUUAUCCCAGAGCGCGUGCACCAGUUGUAGUCUUCAUAAAAAAAAAAAAAAGUAGCAGGCCCCAGAGACGAAAAUAAACAGGGGCCCCUCCAGGAGAUAAUAAAUAAUCGACAGGCAGUUGCAGAUUUAUUUCAAAACGUUCGAACACUCGUCGAACGAUCAUGCUCACGUCUGCAGUUAGAGGAAUUGCCCGUCGCUCAUUCUCCACCUCAAAAUGGGCAUCUGCACAGCAGAUGACCGUUCGAGAUGCCUUGAAUUCAGCCCUGGAUGAGGAGAUGGAGCGCGAUGAGAGGGUUUACCUCAUGGGGGAGGAGGUCGCCAUGUACGAUGGGGCCUACAAGGUGUCCAGGGGACUCUGGAAAAAAUACGGGGACACCAGGGUUAUCGAUACUCCUAUUACCGAAUCUGGAUUUGGUGGAAUUGCUGUUGGCUCUGCUAUGGCGGGUCUCAGGCCAGUCUGCGAAUUCAUGACGUUCAAUUUUGCGAUGCAAGCGAUCGACCAAAUAAUAAACUCCGCGGCAAAGACAUUCUACAUGUCAGCAGGCCGAGUGAAUAUACCAAUAGUGUUUCGUGGUCCGAAUGGAGCGGCUGCAGGUGUUGGGGCCCAACAUUCACAGUGUUUCGGUGCUUGGUAUGCCCACUGUCCUGGGCUCAAAGUAAUUUCCCCUUACAACAGCGAGGACUGCAAGGGUCUUCUGAAAGCUGCCAUUCGUGAUCCUGAUCCUGUUGUCUUUCUGGAGAACGAGCUGCUCUAUGGCGUCCAGUAUCCCAUGUCCGAUGAAGCUCUGUCGAAGGAGUUCGUCCUGCCCAUUGGAAAAGCCAAGGUGGAACGUAAUGGCAAUCAUGUGACACUUGUGGCGCACUCAAAAGCUGUCGAGCUGGCACUAGAGGCUGCCAAGGAACUCGCUGGCAAGGGAAUCGAAGCGGAAGUUAUCAAUCUCAGAUCUCUUAGGCCUCUCGAUAUUGAAACAAUUAUUAAAUCAGUUGUAAAGACCCAUCAUCUCGUUACUGUGGAGCAGGGAUGGCCCACGUGUGGUAUUGGCGCUGAAAUUGGGGCUAGAAUCAUGGAAAGUGACGCUUUUUAUCAUUUGGACGCUCCAGUGAUCCGAGUAACUGGUGCGGAUAUUCCCAUGCCCUACGCUAAAUCGUUAGAAGCUCUAGCCCUACCUGAGCCCAAAGACGUUGUGCUGGCAGUGAAUAAAAUUCUAGGAGUAUCCCAGUAGCGAAUUAUAGUGAAUUAGGUGCUUUAUUUAAAAGGAAAACGAAGGAAAGAAACAAUAAUUCUUUAAAUAUCACGCGAUCCCCUGGAUCGGUCAUCAUGAGCAUAACUUUGUUGAUUUUUUCUUUGUGAGAAAAAAUUUACUGAAGACAAAAUCAUGUAUUCGGGAACUCAGAAUUUGUUUCCUGCAAUUUAUCAUAUUUUUUGAGAG
This is a messenger RNA of Fopius arisanus, 1469 nucleotides long. RefSeq names its product Pyruvate dehydrogenase E1 beta subunit (gene Pdhb). Gene Ontology annotation, molecular function: pyruvate dehydrogenase (acetyl-transferring) activity. Lineage: Eukaryota; Metazoa; Arthropoda; Insecta; Hymenoptera; Braconidae. Gene Ontology annotation, biological process: pyruvate decarboxylation to acetyl-CoA. The record is from RefSeq and is a predicted model, not a curated record. Bases 201 to 1262 code for a protein of 353 amino acids. The transcript has 5 exons.